This is a messenger RNA of Huiozyma naganishii CBS 8797, 2076 nucleotides long. RefSeq names its product nucleoporin NUP2 (gene NUP2). The transcript has a single exon. The record is from RefSeq and is a predicted model, not a curated record. Gene Ontology annotation, biological process: intracellular transport. Lineage: Eukaryota; Fungi; Ascomycota; Saccharomycetes; Saccharomycetales; Saccharomycetaceae. Gene Ontology annotation, cellular component: nuclear pore. The coding region runs from base 1 to 2076 and encodes 691 amino acids.
AUGUCAAAGCGAUUUGCAGGUAAUCAAUUGACAAGGGAAACCUACGCUGAUAAUAGUGACGAUGAACGUCGCAGCGAAGAGGAAGCCCCAGCGACGGUAGCCUCUGCAGAGAUCAUGAACAGGAGGAAAAUUGCCAUGCCUAGACGUAAAAUGGAGUUUACUGCUAAACCUGUAACUCCCGCUGUUCAAUCCGAGUCGGAAUUUGCCAACAGUUUUAGCUUUGGCAAGAAACCUAGCAUGGACAAAAAAUCUCCAGAUGCAAACGCCGUCAAAUUAAAGGCACUUAAUGUUCAGUUCAAAAGCAAACUAGAUGAUGUUGUGUCGAAAGAUCCAUGUGCCGACCUCUCUUCCUUGUUUGACAAAUAUAAGAGGUACCUAGCAGACAUAAACUCUGAGAAAACCAAAAAUUCUACUCCAUCAUCUGGUGUACAAUCUACCUCGAAUAGCGCACAGAGUUCUUUUCAACUGCAGCCUACUUCUUCAGCUGUAAUUACCUCUGAUAGCAACGCAAUCGCGGUAACCGGGCCUGCGUCACACUCAUCUGCGUCAGAAGGGGAAGAGGAGGAACAGAAAGACAUCAAAAUCGAGGGUCCAAAGUUUACGAUAUCCACAAAACCAAUAACAUCCGAUUCUGUAUUCGCAUUUGGUACAGCAAAAAAAGCACCAUCUCCAAAGGAAGAUAGUGAUAGUGAAAGUGACAUCGAGAUUAAAGGCCCACAAUUUACUUUUUCAGGUGAUGUAAAGAGUGAUAUCUUCAAGUUAAAGCCAAAACCAAGCGUCACUACUGAAGAUUCAAACGUUUCCGAAAAGAAAACUGUCACUUUUGAUGCCGCAGCUACGGGUCCUGCUCAGGAAACUAUGAAGGAAGAGACCCAACCCGAGGAAAAGCCUAAGUUUACAUUUGGUGCAUCGACGAAUGCACCAGCCAAGGCAAACCCAUUUAUCUUCGGCAAGGGUCCAGCCACGGACAAUUUAAAAGAGGAUAAGACCAGCGAAGAAGAAAAGCCCAAGCCAGCAUUUUCAUUCGGUGCCCCAAACCCAGUUGCGAAGACUUCGGGAAAUGAUAGCUCUGUCCCCUCCUUUACAUUUGGUGCUAAACCGAAGGAAACUGAGACAUCUUCAACAAAACCAGCGUUUUCUUUUGGUAGCACAAUCGCGAAUCCAACUAGCGAAAAACCGGCUGUUCCAUCGUCUGCGUUUUCGUUCGGGAGUAUUUCGUCAUCACAAGCUACAACGGCAACAAAUACCGAAACUCCUGAAGAAAAGGGAACUAAACCAAGCUUCUCAUUCAACUUCCCCGCAUCUAAUGGUGGGAAAGAUGCACAACCCCCAGCGAGCAAGGUCACUAGCACACCUAGCUUUGCAUUCGGUUCGACUACUAAACCGACUUUGGAAAAUGAUGGAACAACUGCAACAGAAGAGAAGCCAAAGCCAUCUUUUAGUUUUGGCUCAUCAACAACUGAAGCGAAGAACCCACCAUCAUUUGUAUUUGGUAAAUCAAAUGACAAGAGCGAACCAGAAGAAGAGAAUAAAAAACCAUCAUUCAUUUUUGGCUCUAACUCAAAUACAACAGGUACGAACCCACCUUCGUUUUCUUUCGGUAAACCAAACAACAACAAUAGUUCUGCAUCGGGAGGAUUCAAAUUCACACUACCAUUUGGACAGAAACCGGCUACGGCCAACACCGAAGCACAGAAUGUCGUCGAGACUGCUAAUGCAACAAACAAUGAGACUACUCAAACACCAGAACCAGUCCAACCAGCUGAAGAGGAAACUACAACACAAUUCGAAUUACAAAACGGUGAAGAAGGUGAAACUGUCUUGUUCUCACAGAGAGCCAAAUUGAUGCUAUUCAACACCGAAACCAAGGCAUACGAUUCAUGUGGUGUGGGUGAAAUGAAACUUCUUCAGAAUGGGAGUGACAAAACGAAGAUAAGAUUACUUUGUCGAUCUGACGGAAUGGGUAAUAUCUUGUUAAACACUGCGGUGAUCAAGUCAUUCAAUUACACCCCAUUGACACCUGAAAAUGAAAAUCUUGUGAGAAGACCCCCACCGUUGGCGCUGAUGGUAAGGUAA